AUGUUUUUAGGAUUUAAAUGGGAUUACGGCACAGAACAAUUUGGCGUUGAUUUAUUCGAUCCUCGCUUCAGGCCUUGGUUUAUUUCAUCAGAGAGUUCACCUCGCGAUGUUCUUUUUCUGUUAGAUUUGAGUGGAAGUGCUAAAGGAAUGAGUGCACAUUUAAUUAAAACGGCCGUUGGAGCAGUUUUACAAACUUUAACACCAAAUGAUUUCUUUUCUGGUAUUUGGUAUAAUAGCAGAAGGGAAAGAGUUCUGGAUAAUUGUACUGGAACUUAUGAUUCUUUUGUACAAGCAACCAGUGGAAAUAAACUUUUAUUCCGCCGUUUAUUGGAUCGCGUAGAAGAGCGAGACCAAGCCUCACUUCCGGCAGCCUUGGAAAUGGCUUUCGAUGAAUUUUUUCGUUCAAGUAAAAACAAAGACAACAAUAAUAAUACUUCUUCUCCUCCUCAAAGAAGUGGAGGGCAUAGUAUUGUUCUUCUAUUCACCGAUGGAAUAGAAUUUUGGCCGGCAGAAGUAGUCCAAAAACUUCAAAAAGAACAUCCCUCCGCUGAACCUAUAAGAGUUUUUGGACAUUCUGUUGGGCAUGGAAGGGAUGCACAAGCAGCUAUUUCUUGGUUAAAUUGUUGGACACAUGCUGGACUUUCCCAAGCAGUUAUUGGCUCUAUAGCUGAAGUUAGAAUGAAAGCAAGAGAUCAUUUAAAGAAGUUAAAUGAAAUAUUGGCAUUGGCAUAUCGGGACAAAGCCGCGAGUCCCGAAAAUCGUCCAAUUACUUGGACACCCCCAUAUAUGGAUGCACAGAAAGGAGGUCCUGUCUUAACUCUUUCAAUGCCUUUAUUAGGCAAUCAACCAAAUAUUUACAAUUAUCUUGAUUUUGCCAAAAUUAAUUUAACAAAUUCAUCACAACAAAAUAUUCAUUUGGAUGGGUUUAUGGGAAUUGCAGCGAUUGAUAUUGCUUUUGAAACAAUUGGAAAAAUUUUAUCUUUGGAGGGGGAAUUUGAUUUAACUCAAGCAUAUGCAUUUAUUGUGGACAAUAAUGGAUUAACUUAUUUCCAUCCAAGAUUAAAAACUCCCCCAGCAGAAGUAUUUAAUGUAAGAAGAACACUUUGUCACCGAACAUCUACAUUAAUUCGUUCAAAUGUUCGAGUACCAUUUUCUAGAGCAGAUGAAUUUAUUCAACAACAAAUGGGUUAUAUAGAUUCAAUUCCCCAUACAGAUAUUUUAAAAUUACUUGAAUUAGAUGAAAAUUUUGAAGAAGAAAGGGAAAAAGAAGAGGAUAAACUUUUAAUUAAAUUUAGAGAAAAUUUAAUUUUUGGAAAAUGUUCACAAACACUCGAAGAUGAUAAAAGACAAUUUCGUUGUUUUCCAAUUCCAAGCACUCCUUUAAUUGCUGGAUUUGUGUUGAGGAAAGGAAGACCGAAAAUUAUAUUGAGAGGGCAGCCGGAAAUGGAAAAUCCUUUUGAAUUAUCUGAACGCCUUAAAUCGAGCUUUGUCAGCAACAGAAAAAACAUUAAACAAAUAAAUUUACAAUCAAUUAUUCCUUCAUCUGUUGGAUUAUUACUUCGAGAUGAUCAACUCCAACAAUUUCCAAUGUCAACAGAACUAAGCCGCUUCAAACCUUUAAAACAAUUUAAUUAUUUACUUGAAUUACUUCCAUCAACUUCAAGUAUUGGUUAUUUACUUCUCUCUCAUUUAUCAGUAUUAGCUUUAAAUGAAUUAGUUCCUUUAUGGUCAAAUAAAUUAGAAAAGAAAUGGGAAAAUGUUGAUUUAUGUUUAAAUGAAAAUUUAAUAAAACAGAAACAAAUAUCGACAACGACAACAACAUUUAUUAGAACAUUUUUAGAAUUUAAAUCUACAGCAAUUUUAGGUUAUCCAGGAAUUGUUGCUGUUUUCCCUAAAUGUAAAGUGUCAUCUAUUCGUUCAUUUCUUCAUAAUUCAUUUGAGAAUGACAAUGGUUAUGAUAACAAUGUGAUUGUCCAUUUUGACACUGAAAAAGAAUUAAUUACUGUAGAGCAGUCUUUUGGUGUGGUUGAUCCAUCACGACGUAAUUCGUUGGCGAGAAUUGGGGUUCAAUUACGUUCUAAUUAUUUACAACAAAAAUUCCAAUUAGCUAUAAAAACAAAAACAGAAAAUGGUUGGACAGAAUGUUCAACCACAAAUAAACAACACAGAAAUUGUUUAUUAUUAAAUUCUGAUUCUUUUGUUUUAGCUUCCAAUCAAAAUUCUGAAUUUAGUCCUUUACAUUUAUCACAAAUAGAACCAGAAUUAUUUAAUGAAUUUUUGGAAAGAGAAUUAAUUAAAAAGUAUUUUUUUAAAUUAGAAAUUUGGAAGGAAGUAUCUCUCUCCUCCAUAAUGUCUAGUCCUUCCUCUAAUUUUUUUGGUAUGAUGCGACAUAUCUAA
Messenger RNA from Meloidogyne enterolobii, 2397 nucleotides. NCBI's taxonomy places the organism in Eukaryota, Metazoa, Nematoda, Chromadorea, Rhabditida, Meloidogynidae. The record is from the annotation of a GenBank genome assembly.